This is a messenger RNA of Aedes albopictus (Asian tiger mosquito), 2258 nucleotides long. RefSeq lists its product as uncharacterized. The transcript is spliced from 2 exons. The coding region runs from base 1764 to 2087 and encodes 107 amino acids. NCBI's taxonomy places the organism in Eukaryota, Metazoa, Arthropoda, Insecta, Diptera, Culicidae. The record is from RefSeq and is a predicted model, not a curated record.
GUAACGAUGUCUGAAGUGAAGUAAGUAAAUGAAAUAAAAGAGCGAUGAGCUGUGCUCAUUCGUAUUCUAGACUCCAACAAGAAAAGGUGUUCUUCGAGACUUAUUAGCUGGCGACAGGAAAAAAAUCAAUCAAGUGUGUGCAAAGUAGUAGUGGCAAAAGUGCAAGAGAGCUGGUGCAGUUGCAGAGUGGAUUUGAAAGUUGAGUUCCGGCUAUUCGGCAGCGAGAAUAUUUCAUCUCCAGGGAGUCAACUGGAACCGAGGUUGAAAGAACCGGCAAGGAUCUUGGAUCAUUGCGCCAUUGCCAACUGUGUAGUACAAUUCUCAAGCGGACAUUGUUAAUUGGUAGCCAUUCUGGUAACGUGAGUAUCUGGAGAGUUGGACUUUGAUUCGACAUCUUAGUGCUGAAGAACAAAGCCAUUGUGUGACGAGCUUUGUUUCUUUUGUUAGCUGUGAAUGAGACAAUUCAACAAUAGUGGGACAAUUUGAUAGAAAUCUUUCUUUGAAAGUUUCUUUGUUCCAAGAGUUUCUGUUUAGUUUUAAAAGAACUAAAACAACAUUUUAUUAACAAUUGUUCUUUUUAUUUUGUUGUCUAGAAUCACGAACCAUUUGCUAACUGGCACCUACACAGCGGAGCGAAUCCUUUGUUCUCUAUAAGCUGACGUAAGAACCCGGAUUUUUGUUCGGCGAUUGGACGGGAGCCUUUCCAAUUUCCACGGAUUUGCCGUUUUCACUGGCUAAUUGGCUGGUGCAGGUUGUGACACGGAAAAUUUGGUAAGCUACCCAUUUUUCUUACAUUAAUCUCGAUUGCGGCUAAAAUUUCAAGAUGGCCCAGAGCACGCUAGCCACCAUUAUGGAACCGUAUCGAAAAGGCACAUCCUUUUCGGAGUGGAUUGAACGUUUAAGUUCCGUGUUUCGGUUGAACAAGAUUAAGGACGAGGAUAAGAAAGACUAUUUCGCGACUUUGUGUGGCCCUUCUGUUUAUAGUGAGGUUAAAUUAUUAUUUCCUAAUACAAAUUACAGUGAUAUUAUAUAUGAUGAAAUGGUAUCGAAACUGAAAAGUCGAUUUGAUAAGACAGAAACGGAUUUUAUCCAAAGAUUCAAAUUUAACCAUCGCAUUCAGCAGCACGAUGAGACAGUGGAGGAUUUUGUCCUCUCGGUAAAGUUGCAAGCCGAGUUUUGUUCUUUCGAAAAUUUCAAGGAGAAAGCCAUUGUAGAUAGAAUUGUUGCUGGGGUCAAGGACAAGGCUUUACAGCAACGGCUGCUGAGCGAAGAAAAGUUAACUUUAACAAGUGCAGAAAAGAUAGCUAUUACUUGGGAGAUGGCUAGCUCAAAUGCAAGGGGUAUGAAAGGAAACAGUUUAGAUCAAAUUUCCGCGGUUAGGCCAAGCAGUUCGGCGGGCAGUGCAUUCAGGAAGAUUCGAGAUACUUUGGACCUAGCUAGAUCUAUGAAUUCACCAAACGAGAGACUCUCAGUGAAGGAUAGGCUUGGUUAUCGGUCAUACAAUGGUCCACGGAAAACUGAUUGGAGAAGAGACAAUAGCAGGAAUCAAUUAGCAUAUGAGGACCGUGUCUGUGGAUUUUGCGGAUUGAAAGGACACUUGAAGCGUAAAUGUUUUAAAUUGAAAAAUCUUAGGAGAGACACCGUUAAGUUCAUGGAUACUUGGCAAGCAGAACAUGGCGGUAGUGGACCUACAGAUGACGCAUCCAUUAGUGGGCUGUUCAACCGGUUAAAAACCGACAAAUCUGACAGUGAAGACGAGGAAUAUGACGCAGGUGGAAAUUGGAAGCGUGCGAACCACUGCUCAUCGAACGCAAAUUCGUCUGGUUAACAAUCUGGAUUCACCACGACCAAACAUCACGCUUCCUACGCCUAGACCAACAUCCAGGACGCACGAUAUGGCUCGGGCAAAUGCCUCGCCGGAUAAUGUCGGUAUGGAGCAGCCGCAAGACUCCGAAGAAGAACAUCCCAAUCGAAGAGCUAAACGAAGACGUGAAGAUCAGCUUCAGCCGAGUCCUGCGUUACGGCGAUCGAAGCGUAUUAGGCAUACCAAAUUAGAUUCGAAUUUUGUGUAUUACGAUCGACAGUAAGAUACUUUGAUAAUCAUAAUUAAGAUGAACUCAAGUUCGCUCAGAUCUAUAACCUUAUCGAAAGGGGGAAGAAGUUGUAGUGUCUCAGUGGACACAUUCGAGAUUGAAAUACUUUCAGUGUAUUAUAAUAGUAUUAACCCUUUAUUUAAACAUAUGCAUUUAACAGUGUAA